Brachypodium distachyon (stiff brome) is the source of this 1895-nucleotide messenger RNA. RefSeq lists its product as uncharacterized. Lineage: Eukaryota; Viridiplantae; Streptophyta; Magnoliopsida; Poales; Poaceae. Bases 1374 to 1688 code for a protein of 104 amino acids. The transcript is spliced from 3 exons. The record is from RefSeq and is a predicted model, not a curated record.
AACAACAAUCAUCUCUUCUUCCCCAACUCGCCACUGCCGCCUCAGCUUCCGCCUCCGCCUUCGGCUCCUUAGCCAUGGCGGCGGCUGCUGUGCCUGGGGCGAGCAAGGCGAGCGUGCUUGCCUCUCCUCCUCCCGGGUGGUCUUCCCUACGACCUAGCAUUUGGGUGCCGUAACGGCCUACGCGAUCAAUUUGGGGUUUGUUAGGGUUCGGGAUUUCUUAGGGUUCUACGACGAUGUAUGCCCGCGAUGCCACCUCAACCACGAACUCUUCCAACAUUUGUUCUUCGAGCGCCCGAGCAGUACAGCAAUCUGGUGUCGGCACAGCCCCGCCCGUUUCGGGCUCCUCGCCGUGCGACGCCACACCUCGGACUCACCCUGCCGUUCCCCAUCUGCCUGGGCGUGUUCCUAACCGUCCUUUAGAAAAUUUGGGAAUCUCGAAACAAUCUUGUAUUUCGGAACACUAGUAGUUUACUCAUAUCUGUAACUAUGGUAGCCGCCGUGAUUAUUGUGCUAAUUUUGGAUCAGAAAAACCCCCGCUUUUACUUUUCUUGGUGUGAUUUAGAUAUGAAAUUGAUAUAUGCUUGUUAUGUUCCAAGUCGCUCUUUCCAAUAAUAAUAUUUAUUGCGUCUGUGUGGGAGGCUUUGGUGCUCUAUUUUAUUCUGGUUUAUCUAUAUCUAUUAAUUUCAAUUGAUUUUGUAAUUAUGAAUGAUGUGUCUGAUAUAUCUCGUUUUGAUCUUGUGUAUGACAGUCUGGUGCUCCAUUUCUAAAUUAAAACUAAGUGAUGCACUUGCAUAUUACUACAGUGCAAAUUCAUGUGUUCUGUUUUGAUGUUUUGCAUUAUUUUGUUCUGGAAAGAAUUAAGACCGAGUGCUUUCAUGCAGAAAGGGCCUGUUAAGGAGAAUGACGAGAAUGGCAAGCUGUUUCCACUGAGCGGGCUGUUAAAAAUAUGUUGGUUCAUUAAUUGUCAAUGUCUUAUUUCUGAUUUUACUGUGAAUAAUCGAUAGAUUUACAAUCCUUUGUACAGGCGUUGUUGGCGUUUCUGAAGGCAAUGUUAGAUGUAGCAGUUAGAGGAGUUACAGUACUCAAUGUAUACAGUGCCAUUUGCGUCAUUUUCUGGGCAAAAACUCCUGUGAACACCGUACUGAAGGCUGCAAUGGUCGAACUUCCGUUCUCGGUUUUCCCGAUUUUAUUACUCAUACGCAGUGUCAUCAAGUUGGUUGAGCAAGGUAGCUGUAGUGUGGAUAUGGGUGCCACGCUCUUAUUAUCUGAAAUCAUAUAUAUCUAUUUGCUUGGGGGCAUGACGACCAUAGUGAUGUUUGAAGCAUCAAAACUCUUUGUCGCUUCUGUAACCAAAUGUAUUGAUUUGCAUCUUCAUGAAGCUGUGGUUUGGUCUUUCCAACCAUCCAAAGUAUUUGAGGGUCAUCAACUCCAACCGUCAAGAUCUUGAGAAUUCACUCAUCAUGGUUCCAAAACCAGAUGCCAAGGUGGCAGCAGGGAUUCCAGCGAAGUCAAUUAACAUAUUUCUUGACAUUUGCUGGGUGCUGUACUUGGUAUUCACCCUUGGGUUCAUGCUGGUGCUGGCCAUCCUCGCUGAGAAGUGGUGGCACGCCCUGGCGGGGAUCUGUGUCAUGUCCCCCAUCCAUGUAUUGGGGCUCUACUUGACAUCAUAUCUGAGAGAUAGGAUGUAGUUGAGUAGCUGUAUGUUGGCCCUGCACUUAGCUUUUUUAUGGUAUUGUGCGCUGCCUUGUAAAUCUGACAGUCACCGGUUCGGCUGGUACCACUUGAUGUAUAGAACCUAUAUUGACAACUGUAGCCGCGCCUGUCAUCUCUGCAUAAGAGCACGCCCCUAAAAAAUUUGGAAUAUCAUUGUUACUCACAGCAGAAAAGUUUGUGAA